Messenger RNA from Bipolaris oryzae ATCC 44560, 282 nucleotides. RefSeq lists its product as uncharacterized. The transcript is spliced from 2 exons. The annotation marks the transcript as partial. Lineage: Eukaryota; Fungi; Ascomycota; Dothideomycetes; Pleosporales; Pleosporaceae. The record is from RefSeq and is a predicted model, not a curated record.
CUGGAGGAGGUGAGAGGUAUGAGGCGGCAUGCAGAGAGUAAUAAUCUUGUUCUCUGUACAGAACUGGUCAAACUCUGGCGUAGCGUGGCUACUAUGGCCGUCGAGAAUAAGAAGCCGAUAGACUCCAGCUGUACGAGCCGCUGUAUGCUGGUUAAAUAUCACGAAUGGUGGCAGAGACCAGCCAGACGCGUUAACGCACUCGAUCGCUGUAACCCACUCACGAUUGCCUGGCUGUACGACGACUGCCCGACCAACUCUAUUAGAGCUAGUCACGACUUUUGA